This is a messenger RNA of Cheilinus undulatus (humphead wrasse), 1532 nucleotides long. It is a transcript of the gene mrps27, whose product is annotated as mitochondrial ribosomal protein S27. Gene Ontology annotation, cellular component: mitochondrion. The transcript is spliced from 11 exons. The record is from RefSeq and is a predicted model, not a curated record. Lineage: Eukaryota; Metazoa; Chordata; Actinopteri; Labriformes; Labridae. The coding region runs from base 16 to 1278 and encodes 420 amino acids. Gene Ontology annotation, molecular function: protein binding.
UGGUAUCGUCCAAACAUGGCAGCCUCCGUGUUUAAGCCGUGUGUGACAGCGGCAGUCAAAGUUAAAUGUUUAUCUCCUUCUUUUUUGGCCCGGAGAUGGUUACUCUCAGCAGCUUAUUCAGACACCAAACUGUGGGAGACAAGAAGGAUAGAGCGUCAGAGCCUGGCUGCACUGGCAAACAACAUGGAGCAGACAUAUGAGAGGAAACUUCCUGUUAGCUCUCUAGAUAUAUCUCGGUUUGUGGACAACAUUUCAUCUCGGGUGGAAGUUGAUCAAGCAGAGUAUUACCUUUACAGGUUUCGUCACAGUCCGAAUUGUUGGUAUCUGAGGGACUGGACCAUUCACGACUGGAUCAGGCAGUGUCUGAAAUAUGGUGCGAGGGACAAGGCUCUGCACACUCUUAAAAAUAAGGUCCAGUAUGGAAUAUUCCCAGAUAAUUUCACCUUCAACCUGCUCAUAGAUUCUUUCAUUAAAGAUGGAGACUUUAAAGGUGCGUGCUCUGUUGUUGAAGAGGUGAUGCUUCAGGAGGCCUUUGACGCUCCCUCCAUACAGAUCCUGUCUCUGUACGCUCUGGGCAGUUACCUAGCAACAAGACCACAACUCACUGUGUCAGCAGAGCGAGCUCUGGGAGCAUCUCUGCUCAUCUGUGGACUGAAACAGGACAACACUAUCGGCCUCAGCACUCAGCUACUAGGAAAUGCCCUCUUAGGUAAAGUGGAGAUGUCAAAGGGCAUACAUGCCGUGUUCAAAGGGAUGCCUCUCUUCUGGGGUCAUGGGUAUCUGAGCCGAGCGUUGGCGGUCAUGGAGGGAGUGGCUGCUUCUUCUUCUGGUGAUAUCAAGCUGACCAAAGACACACUCGACUCUGUGAAUAAUUUGCUCAAGGAGCUCUCCUCUACCUCAGACACGGACUCAUCUGGAGAGGAGUCAGCAGGUGAAGAGGAUGAAAAGAAAGAAGAGGUGGACGAAGACGAUCAAGCCGAGAAAGAUAAACUACCGCAAUAUGCCAGCAGAUUCAAGGAGCUGAGGAGCCAGCUGGAGUCUCAGGGUAAAGUGGACUCUGCCUCCUUUCAGGCUUUAGUGAGUGCUCUGGCCCAGCAGAAGCUGGCGGCUGCAGAGAAAGUGGACUUGGAGCAGUAUGAGCGGCGACUGCAGGACUGGGAGGCAGAGAAGAGGCGGCUGAUCCAGAGAGAGAAGGAGAUGAGGGAGAGGGUAGAACAGGAGAAACAGAAGCAGUUAGCUGCCCGGACUGCAGCUCAGGCUGCAGCUCAACAGGCGUAGAGACUCUGAAACAAGAUAAAAGAAAUGUCUUUUCAGUAUGUACAUUAUAACUCUAGACAAGAGUUUAAGGUCUCUCAAUCUGUGAAAUAUCCAUGUUGUUACCAUUCAGUCUGCUUAUUUCACCAGUUUAUUUUGAAUGAUGUAUGUGUUUAUGUGGUGUUUUGCUCUGUUUUUAUAAAAUUAAAUAAGGCAGAUGAUAAAAACUUCAUUGUCAUUUCAUUCAGGAAUAAAAUGCAUUACUUGUUUUUCAUUGA